AUGGCAGACGAAAGCAAUCUAGCGACGAAGGACGCAGCACAAUCUACCGACCAUGUCGACGAUUUAUUCGAUUACGAUGUUGGUCUCGACGGAAUACUCCAGGAAGUCAGCACGAACUCGGGCGGCGUAAAUGUGCCGAAGCAACCUGCUCCACCCGGUAACUCUGGAGUAGUCCUAGGUUUAGAUGAGGAGGUCAAAGUCGCUAAAAAGAGACAGCCUGUUGCCAAACUGGACGAGAAUAGACUGCUCACACAAGCUGGGAUACCGAAACUGCGGCGCUCAGCGAGGCAGAACCUGAAGCUUAAAGGGAAAGGGCACGAGUUUUCUGAUUUGGCUCGCCUCCUGAACUUUUAUCAGCUAUGGCUCGAUGAUCUUUUCCCCCGUGCGAAAUUUGCCGAUGGUUUGGCUAUUAUUGAGCGACUGGGCCAUUCUAAGCGCCUUCAGACUAUGCGCCGAGCAUGGAUAGAGGAAGAGAAACCCUGGUCGGCGAACGACGCCACGUCAGAUCCAACGCAAAUAACACUCCGAGAUGAUAACACCUCGAACAAUGUCGACUCAGGGGCUGACACCAAUCAAUUAAUACAAAGCGAUAUCUCGCAGCCGUCUGGGCGAUCAGAUGAUAUAGACGAGCAUUUGUUUAUGGCGGAUAACACUGACCAUCAGCAGUCUGCGGGAGAUAAUGGUGUUCCACUCGAUGAUGACGACCUCGAUGAACUGGAUACUUUAUUAAGAGAACAUACAGAUGGGACUGAUAUUCGAAACACUGCUUCAAUUGAGACGACGGAUAAUGGAUAUGUUCCGCCGUAUGACGAUGGUUUUGGCGGGGGUGGACGCUUUGCUGAGAGAACAUGA
This is a messenger RNA of Aspergillus versicolor CBS 583.65, 852 nucleotides long. RefSeq names its product Chromosome segregation in meiosis protein 3. The record is from RefSeq and is a predicted model, not a curated record. The transcript has 3 exons. The coding region runs from base 1 to 852 and encodes 283 amino acids. Gene Ontology annotation, molecular function: DNA binding. Gene Ontology annotation, biological process: replication fork processing; replication fork arrest; DNA damage response. Gene Ontology annotation, cellular component: replication fork protection complex; nucleus. NCBI's taxonomy places the organism in Eukaryota, Fungi, Ascomycota, Eurotiomycetes, Eurotiales, Aspergillaceae.